AUGCUGCAACUCAGCGGCGAGCUCUAUGCUCCUGAUGCUGGCGCGCCCAAUCGCAAUGGCGCUGCUGUCGUGGUCAGCCACCCCAUGACCGGGGUCAAAGAACAAGCCUCUGCGGACCAUGCCCGACUACUUUCUAAAGCCGGGUUCUACGCGCUUACGUUCGACGCAGGAUAUCAAGGGGAAAGCACUGGACAGCCACGUGGACUAGAAGACCCCAUCAGAGAGUCGAGGAAACAAGGCUGCUGUGACCUACUUGAGCUCGCUGAAGGGCAAAGUUGA
Molecule: messenger RNA, 279 nt
Organism: Exophiala xenobiotica
Lineage: Eukaryota; Fungi; Ascomycota; Eurotiomycetes; Chaetothyriales; Herpotrichiellaceae
Exons: 1
Coding region: 1-279 (92 amino acids)
Source: RefSeq, a predicted model, not a curated record